Pediculus humanus corporis (human body louse) is the source of this 1938-nucleotide messenger RNA. RefSeq lists its product as uncharacterized. NCBI's taxonomy places the organism in Eukaryota, Metazoa, Arthropoda, Insecta, Psocodea, Pediculidae. The record is from RefSeq and is a predicted model, not a curated record. The transcript has 3 exons. Bases 1 to 1938 code for a protein of 645 amino acids.
AUGUCUUCCUGGAGAAAAUAUUGGUUCGUAUUGGAAAAAAGACUUUUGCUAUACUACAAAUCAAAAUUAGAAUAUACGAAUUUAUCACCCUGUCGUGGAUCUCUCAACAUGGGAUUGGUGACGACAGUUCGUCCAGGUUCAUCAUCAGGUCCAUGUAUAAUUCACAUAGUUACAAGAACACAAUCCAGAGCAAAAAAUAGAGCUUGUCAAGAGGAAUGGUUACAAGCAUUGUUACAUUCUAUGGCACUUCCUUUGUUUCCAAAAAUAAUAAAAAGUCCAUCAUCGAAACAAUUUAAUUUUCUAGGGGGUUGUACGACAUCACUCGAUAACAUUUCUUUAAAUAAUAAUAAUAAUAAUAAUUGGAGAAAUUUUGGAGACGAAUGGACAUUACCAAGAAAAUUAAAUUAUAGUAAAAGAUCACAAAUGAUGAGUGGAUCUUAUUAUGGUGGAAGUUUAGACACAGCCAUUUGGACGAAAAAAUUUAAAUCUUUACAAUCGUCAAACGUGAGAAAUCAUAAUAAAAAAAUGGAGAAAUUAUUAAUAUUUCCAAAAGAAAUAAAUUACGAAGAUUUCAUGAUGUCCUCGCAAAGAGACAUACACAAUUACAAUAAUAAUAAUGAAAAUCAAAUGAAAUUCUUAUGUAAAAAUGAUUAUUAUGGAUUUGAUGACGAAAUUAGAGAAAAUGAUGAUGAGAAUGAGAAUGAGAAUGAUGAUGAUGAUAUUAAUAAAAAAAAUUAUAAUCCUUCAGCAGAUUUUAUUUACGGGUUUAGCAAUAAAAAUAAAAAAAGACUGUUAAAAACGUUUAGCGAUAAUCAAUUAGUCAAAACGGAUUCUAUAAAAAAUUUUAAUGUAAAUAAAAAAAUGAAUCAUAAAAAAGAUUUUGAAAAUCAUUUUGGUCAUAUUAAAAAUGUACUUAGCAGAACGCAAAAAGAGAAAAGUGAAAAAAAACUCUCAACUCUUGGGGCUCCUGUUAAAAAAAGAAGGCAGAGUUUUUUACAAAAAGUUUUCAAAAUGAAAAAUAAUAAUAAUAAUAUUAUUGAUAAUGACAUACAAAUUCCAAAUGAAAAAUCAUUGGAUGUUACUGUUGAUAAUGAUGAAAAAGAUGAAGUUGGUGAAGUUUUAAUUGAUUUUAAAAAUGAAAAUGAAGAAGAGGAAUGCAUGAAUGAAACGGUUAAAGAAACAAUUGAGAAUGAAAAAAAUCAACAUGGCGGCGAUAAAAAGUUUAAGGGAGAUGUUAAAAAAAAUUUGGCGGGUUCGAAAACUAUAUUACCAGAUUCUGCAUUGGAAGAAUUGAAAAUGAAAUUAAAAACGAGAGAUAGUUUAGAAAAACAAGAAAUAGAAUUUAUAAACGAUGAAAAUUUUAAUAUUACCGAUAAUUUUAAACCUCCAUCCCUUCCUCCGAGACGAGUUUCAAGGCCGGUCUCACCCUGGCACGACGUUCCUUCCAAUAAUGCACCGAUUUAUAGCGAAAAAAAACAAUUUUUUUCACAUCAAGCAACUGUUAAAUUUAAAGACACGAACACUUCACAAAAUCUCGAAAUAACCGAAUGUAACAAACACGGAAAAAUUAAUCACGAAGAAAAUUGUUCUAGAACAAACGUAACGAAUUCUUGUGAAGAUUCGACUGUGAAAUCACAGCCUUUGAAUACAGUGGAAAAAGAAAGAAACGAAGACGAUUUGUCAACGCUGUUGGAGCAAUUGACAAAAAUAACUGUGGCGCCAUUGGCCGAACCUGAAUUUUCUGACCGCAGCUCAUCACCCGAAUUAAAUAAAUAUAAUGGGAAAAAUUUCAAUUUCGAUCCGGAUUAUGAUAUUCCAAGACCGCACAGGCCAUUUAAUUUAAAAGUGUCAAAUGAAUAUAUUGAAAAAGAGAACGACAUAAAAGCUUCGCACUUUUUAAGCAUCGAACCGGAUUCAUUGGAAAUAGAAGAAAUGUAA